This is a messenger RNA of Pungitius pungitius (ninespine stickleback), 6043 nucleotides long. RefSeq names its product supervillin d (gene svild). Gene Ontology annotation, cellular component: cytoplasm; actin cytoskeleton. NCBI's taxonomy places the organism in Eukaryota, Metazoa, Chordata, Actinopteri, Perciformes, Gasterosteidae. Gene Ontology annotation, molecular function: phosphatidylinositol-4,5-bisphosphate binding; actin filament binding. The coding region runs from base 500 to 4921 and encodes 1473 amino acids. Gene Ontology annotation, biological process: actin filament severing; barbed-end actin filament capping; actin polymerization or depolymerization. The record is from RefSeq and is a predicted model, not a curated record. The transcript is spliced from 29 exons.
AGCAAGCAUUUUGAGUUUUAAAGCCAGCGAGGGGGUGGAAGAGAAAAGACCUGACAGCGACCUUCACUGCCGCCUCUUCUGCAGCACCCUGCCCGGGCAGGACAAGAGUCUCCCCCCGUCAGGACGAGCACGGGAAGCACAACUUCUUCUUCAAAGAAGAAAAGCAACUUUGUUUCUUUACCCGUCCGCCGAACGUCGGUCCAGUGACGCGCUUGACGGUUACCGUUAGCACUGUCGGGAACUCUUUUCCCCACCUCCACCACCCAAAAAAAAAAAAGCCAGCGUGCACGCGCAGCACCGUGGGUCCUGUUUGCACAGCUGCUUCCUUCGAGGGGUCCCGCUGCAAUCACGUCUCCAGCAGCACUGGGAUGAUUUUAACGGAGUGAGACGCCGCUGUACAGGGGAGAUCUACAAGAACGCCGACCUACCCAUCCCCGCUUCUUGGGGGGGGGGGGGGGGGGUGCUGACGUAGCAACUUGGUAACCGCCCCGAACUGAAUAUGGACGGAAUAGGGACGCUGCAGAGCUUGGCCCCCGAGACCAAGGCCGAGCGGAUUGCGAGGUACAAGGCGGAGAGGAGGAGGGAGCUCGCCGAGCGCUACGGCACCGCCGACGAGGCCGCCUCCAGAUACGUCCGCAGGGACAGGAAGGUCGCAGACGCAGCGGAAACCAAGGAGAAGGCAAACCAUGAGGAUAACGGAUCCGAGCAAACGCCCUCCAGGAGGGGCUACCGGAACAAAGUGACGGAGGAGGCCGCUCUCUCCGGAGCGGACGCGUCGGCGUCCGGUGAAUCGGAAGCGGUCUCCUCGGCGAAGGAGUCCACUCAUCUGAGUCUGCUGGAGACCGAUGACACGGAGGAACCAAAGGUUGACGAGAAGCCCGUGGACUCCGCCACAAGGACGCCAAAGAUGUCUCUUUACAAGGACCGGAAGGGGUCGGGGGAUGGAGGCGGCUCGCGACGCGCCAACGACAGGAUGAGCAGCGGCGAAGAGGACUCCUCCACCAGCCUUCCCAAAAGUGAAAGCAAGUUAAUGGAUGGGAAAGAAGCCCCAGAUGAAGCUCCAUGGAAGGAGCCGCAUGAAAAUGCUUCCACUGUCGAAGAAAAGCCUUCCAGCCUGCUCUCACACGGAGCUCUCCCCCACGGCAAGAACAGAGACGCCUCCCCGCCUCCCUCUCCUCCCUCUCCUCCCUGCCAGCUGGCCUCGCUGCAGCGCCAGGACUCCGGGUCUCGGGGCAUCAGGGGAAUCCUAAAGAAAAGCCGCUCCACCAGCAUGGAGUCGGACCACAGCGAGGGCUCGGCGCCGGACUGCGCGCCAGCCCGACCAACCGGAGUCACCCUCAGCCACCCAGAGAGUGGGGGGGAGAUGGAGGAGGAGGAGGAGGAUGAAGAGAUUGAGGAGGAGGAGGAGGAAAAUGAGGAGGUCAAUGGGGGGAAUGACAGAGAGGAUGAGUCCUUAACAGACGGAGGAGGCUUCAGCAUCGACCAACGACAGGGAGAGGAAAGCAGCAGCAGCAGCAGCAGCAGCGGCGGCGGGAGCUUCGAGGCGAUGCGGAGUCCGUCGCCCGACGAGAGCCUCGGGAGGACGUCCUCUGUGUCCGAGGACGUGGAGGAACUGGAGAGCAGUCUGGAUGGAAGCCAGGGCUCCUCGCUCAAACAGAGGUUGGCAGAAUUCUCUAGUGACGGCGAGAAGAAGGACGGGCCGAAGACGCCCAAGGCAUCCGAGUUGGUCCACACUUCGCUGGCCGAUCGCUUCGGCAAGCUCCAACACGCCGAAAACGCCUGGAUGAAAAAGAAAUCCAGCGUGGAGGUGGGGCCCAAGACGUCUCUGGCAGACCGCAUGAAGGUCCUCAAAGACAAGGAGGAGCAGUGGAAAAGCAAAGGCAAAGGAGCCGCCAACGACUCGGUCCAGUUCACCGUGGCGGGACGCAUGGCGAGGAAAGGUCUUGUUACAGACACCGGAAAGGAAGACUCGACCCUCAUCCCCCUCAAGAAGUCUAACGCCACGCCUGUGAAGCCGCUGGAAGAAAUCUCCAGUAGAAGCGAUGUCAAGGUGGAAGGAGAUAAAAGGCUCGACAAGCUGGAGUCUUUCCUCGACAAGCUACACAAUAAAGGCGUGAGCAAAAGCAAGACUUCCACCGUGGAGGUGACGGCCGAGACGGAGAAAGAGGUGAUGACCCUGGACGACGAGGAGACCUUCGGUAACUUCUACAAAUCCAUGUCACCGUCGACGCUCCACGACUCCGGUGUGGUUUUGACGGCGGAGGACCUCAGCCAGAUUCCUGCCGACUCACCAAAACUCACCUCGUCCGUAGCGGAACACAAGCGAGCAGUGCGACCAAACCGAAGGAACCAGGGCUCCAGGAACCCUCUGCGGGCUCUGGCCGCCCGCAAUGACCUCCGCCAGGUCUACACUGAGCAGAGGCUCAACGUGGCCUCACUGGAGACCAAGAGGAUCCAAGUGGAGAGGAUGGCAAAACACUCCAAAACAAACCUGGCUGACGUGGCCCUGGCGGGCCUCGCGAGCAAGGAGAACUUCCGCAAGAUCAACCUGCGCGACGUGAAAUCCACCGACGUUGUGACCAACAACAGCUCGCUGCCUUUCAACAAGCUCAUGCUAAUUCGCGUCAAAGGUCGCCGGCACAUCCAGGUGCGCCUGGUGGAGCCGACGGCGCGCUCCUUGAACAGCGGCGACUGCUUCCUGCUCAUCACGCCGAAGCACUGCUACAUGUGGAGCGGCGAGUUCGCCAACGUGAUCGAGAAAGCCAAGGCGGCGGAGAUGGCGGCGUUUGUCCAGGCCAAGAGGGACCUGGGCUGCAAGGCCUCCCAGGUGACGGUGCUGGAGGAGGGCAUCAACACCGACAGCAGAUGGGCCAAGGAGUUCUGGAGCCUGCUGGGCGGACAAACCCAAUACAGAGGUGCCGGGGAGCCAGAGGAGGACGAGCUGUACGAGAGUGGAGUUCUGGACUCCAACGGGGUGUACAGACUCCACGGGGAGAAACUGGUGCCUCACGAGGACGCCUGGGCCUCCAUGCCGAGUGUCACCCUGCUGGAUUCUAAAGAGGUCCUAGUGUUCGAUUUCGGCAGCGAGGUGUACGUGUGGCACGGGAAAGACGUGCCUUUGGGUGACAGAAAGGUCGCCGUGAAACUGGGCAAGCAGCUUCACAGCGGCAGCUACGACUACAGCAACUGCCGGGUGAACCCUUUGGACGCCUCCUUCACCGCUUCGGAUGGAUCCCAGCAAGGGGAGGGUCGUCCGAGCUGGACUCUGUUCGGCCGGCUGUCGGAGCACAACGAGACGUCCCUGUUCAGAGAGAAGUUCCUGGACUGGGCCGACAGGAAGAAGGAGGAAGCGGCUCAGGCGGAUGAAGUCAAGAGCCCGAUCCACUGCAUCGAGCGGCCCUCGCUGGAACUGGAGCUGCAGCCGUGCGACGCCAAGGCCCUGCUGGACAACGAGCCGGAGCCCGUGAAGACGGUGCUGGAGGGGGUCAACGUCCAGCGGGGCCACGGCCUGGUGAGGGCGGAUGACGGGCGGCAGGCGGAGCUGGCCACGGUCGACGUGGACGCCUGGCACAUCAAGGAGCACGGCGAGGAGGAGCUGCCGAAGGGGAGCCUGGGCCAACUUCACCAGGGCGACGCCUAUAUCGUCCGCUGGAAGUACUCGGUCACCACGCUCGUGGGUAAGCGGCAGAAGCCCGGCGAGCUCAGUGCCGGUGCUCCGGGGAGAGAGAGGACCGCCUGUUUUUUCUGGCAAGGCAGCCAGUCCAGCAUCAGUGAGAAGGGGACAUCUGCCCUGAUGACAGUGGAGCUGGGCAGCCACAGGGGGUCACAAGUGUUGGUGAGUGAGGGAAAAGAGCCUCCGUGCUUCCUGCAGCUCUUCCAGGGCGGUUUGAUCAUCCACAAGGGCAGUAGAGAAGAUUACGCCAGCAAGACAGCUGGCUGGCGGUUGUUCUGCGUCCGAGGAGAGGAGGAGGUGGAGGCCUCCCUGGUGGAGGUAGAUUGCCAGCACGCCAGCCUGCGCUCCCGUGCCAGCCUGGUGCUCCUGAACGCCCAGAAAGGCCUUCUGUUCUUGUGGCACGGCUGUAAAGCCCACGCCGGCGCCAGGCGGGUGGCCAGAAGGGCUGCGGACAGAGUGACCCAGAGGUGUCCCUCUGAGGUGGGUCUGAGCAGCAGCGUGGAAGUGGAGGAGGUGGAGGAGGGAUCUGAGCCCGCGGCGUUCCAGGAGGCUCUGGGCCCGCAGGACAAGAAGGCCUACGACUGUAUGCUGCAAGAUCCAGGAAAGUACAACUUCACACCGCGGCUGUUCCGGCUGAGCGCCAGCUCCGGGCUGUUCGAGGGCGAGGAGCGGCUGUACCCGGCCAGGGUGACUGAGGGAGUCAUGGCGAUGCCCUUCCUGCAGGAGAACCUCUACUCCUCACAGCAGCCAGCCCUGUUCCUGCUGGAUAACCGGAUGGAGGUGUACCUGUGGCAGGGCUGGCAGCCCGACGACACGCAGUGUACCGGCUCGGCGAAGAUGCGCUGGAACAGCGAGAGGAAGUGUGCCAUGGAGACCGUGCUGCAUUACUGCAAAGAGAAGAACCUUCGGCGCCCCCCUCUGGCGUAUCUGGUCCUAGCAGGCUGUGAACCGCUCACCUUCACCAAUAUCUUCCCAUACUGGGAGAAGGACACCAGCAUCACAAAGACGGAGAGCUCCAAGAACAAGGUGAUGUUGGUGAAGGAGGCGCUUGCUCAGCUCAGUAGGCUGCAGUACUCCAUCGAGGAGCUGACCAGUAAACUGCUGCCGGAGGGCGUGGACCCUCUGCGGCUGGAGGAUUACCUCUCCGACCAGGACUUCAAGACACUUCUUGGGAUGAGUCGAGUCGAGUUCAACGCUCUGCCAAACUGGAAGCAAAAGAAUCUGAAGAAAAGCAAAGGCCUGUUUUAAAACAUAUAUUUUUGUACUCCAAUAUGCCUGUUUUUAAAUGUUCCUGCAGUUUUUAUAACAUUUGAGAAAAAAUUAUAUCUUCAUUCUGUACAAGAACAGCAGACGUAUAAUUUUGUUGAAAUAUUGAUCUAUUUCAAAUAACCUCCAAUUUUUUUAUGUUUCCAUGUGUCCCUGAAAUAUUUUAGCCGAUCAUUAUGUGCAAUUAUUAACCUUUUUGAUGGCAAGAUGUUUUCCCUGUAUGGUCUCAAUAGUUACUCUCACAUUAUAAAUAUGUAAUAUACUAUAAAUGAAUGUGUUUUUACGUCUGACACCACACUGUCAAUUUUCAUGUGAGAGCGUGUUUGUAUCAGAAUUGCCAAUAUUGUUAAAAUGUAGUGACUUAUUCAUUGAUUCAAUUGUAAAAGACAGAAAGCUGUGUGUAACUGGAUUGAAUCCUUAAGCAAAUCAAGUCAAAGUUUAGAGAACAAUGCCCAUAACGUUUGGAAGAAACGCGCUGGUUUAAGAUUGAACUCGAGCCGUCUGACUCGCAUGGUUAUAAAUGGAAAUAUGAAUUAUUACCGUAGUUCCAAUGUGGGUGUUAGAAAACAGACACAGCCCAUCACAUGGUGGCGACUCCCUGCUGUCGCCCAUGACGUUUUUUUUCCAAGUCGGUACUGAAUACUCUUCAUGUGUCUGUAACGUCAGCCCUCUGAUCCACUGGUUGCUACGGACCAAAGCAAAUCGGUUUUUCCUGUGCGUAUGUUUGUGUGACUUUAAAAGUAUUAAGUGUGUGUGGUGAGAGAGUAACUGGAGUAUAAACUGCCUUUUUGAUAGCUGGAGCCGACACCACAGGCGCGUAAUGGAAAUGUGAUGUGAGGGUAUGUCAUGCAUAAACUAUACUGUUGAUACUGCCUGUGAUUUCUGUUUUUUUUUUUUUUUAAAGAAAAAAAAAAAAGCAUAACAAUUGUUUUCAUUUGUUGCGAUAUGCAUCUUUUUUUGUGAUACAUAAAAUCAUCACUGAGUGUGGAGACAUCUUCUGGGGCCAUCUUGUAUUUUAUGGCACAUUAAUAGUCAACAUUGGUGGUGGGGAAAUGAGAUAUUGAUGCUCAAGAUUCCCUUUUUAAAUAAAGUAUUUAAAAAAGA